UUAAAGAUUCCUUGGCAGGUAUUGGUGUCCAGGAAGUGGAGGUUCUGGACAUGGUCCCGGAUAUGCCACCGCCACCCGUGCCAGACGCUAACCGAAUACCUUAUGCCACACCGCCAAUUCCGGAAGACGACGAACUAAAACCAGGGCGAGCUGGUAACUAUGUGUCGAGACGGAAGACCGUGUCCCGCCCCAACGCCCGCCGCACGUCCUUGUCGAACGUUCCCAUGGCGACGACGCUGUCCAUUCCCCAGCUGGACGCGAUCCAGCGCUCCCAGAAGCUGCUGGACGUACGGCUGCAGCAUCUACAAGCGAGCAGCAAGGAGAACAAUCGUAUCCAGGACGACGUGGAGUUCGUGCGCAAACUGAUGACUGAGAACCAGAAGGCGCUGUGUAACGUCGUGCAGGCGCUGUCCAAUAUCCAGGGCGAGAUCGUCAACCUCGCCCAGUGCCUCAAACCCACCCCGAACCCGCCGCCCAAACAGCAGCAGGCCAACGCCGUGCCCAACGCGCACUCGAACGCCGUGGGCAGCUUCAAAGGCUCGAUCCGAAAGCGGUCCGACGACGACAAUGAAAGCAAGGUCUGA
Molecule: messenger RNA, 584 nt
Organism: Gigantopelta aegis
Lineage: Eukaryota; Metazoa; Mollusca; Gastropoda; Neomphalida; Peltospiridae
Exons: 2
Source: RefSeq, a predicted model, not a curated record